UCUCUUCCUCUGAGAAACCUCUCCAGGAGAGUGUAGUGCACAGGGGCAACCAAGAAAUGUGUGUCCUUCACUACUGAUGUGCUUGGACCCCACGGAGAAAAUCAGUCGAACUGACGAGAGAAAACUGCAGCCAUGGCAGGAUUUGAGAACCUGACCGAUGAGACGGCGGAUUUGGAACACAUUCCAAUUGAGGAAGUAUUUGUACAGCUGAAAUGUACGACCGAAGGUCUUACAACGACGGAAGGAGAAGCUCGAAUAAAAAUUUUUGGAUACAACAAAUUGGAAGAGAAGAAGGAGAGCAAAAUACUGAAGUUCUUGGGGUUCAUGUGGAAUCCUCUAUCAUGGGUCAUGGAAGCUGCUGCAGUCAUGGCCAUCGCACUGGCCAACGGAGGGGGUCAGCCACCUGACUGGCAAGACUUCAUCGGUAUCAUCACACUCCUCGUUAUCAACUCCACGAUCAGUUUUAUCGAGGAGAAUAACGCAGGAAACGCAGCAGCAUCUUUGAUGGCUCGACUUGCACCCAAGACGAAGGUGCUGCGAGAUGGAAAAUGGUCUGAGCAGGAAGCAGUAAUUCUAGUUCCCGGUGACAUCAUCAGCAUCAAGUUGGGCGACAUCGUCCCUGCAGACGCCCGUCUCCUCGAAGGAGAUCCUUUAAAGAUUGACCAGUCUGCCCUCACCGGUGAGUCCCUGCCAGUCACAAAAAAACCAGGAGAUGAAGUGUAUUCAGGUUCCACAUGCAAACAAGGAGAACUCGAGGCGGUGGUUAUUGCAACCGGAGUUCACAGUUUCUUCGGAAAAGCUGCUCAUCUUGUCGACAGCACACACCAAGUGGGCCAUUUCCAGAAGGUUCUCACAUCCAUCGGAAACUUCUGCAUUGUCUCCAUCGCUAUAGGACUAUUCAUCGAAAUCGUAGUCAUGUAUGGACAUCAGAAGAGGAAGUACCGUGAAGGAAUUGACAACUUGCUUGUGCUGCUCAUCGGUGGUAUUCCGAUCGCUAUGCCAACUGUGCUCUCUGUCACUAUGGCUAUCGGAUCUCACCGCCUGUCGCAGCAGGGUGCUAUCACGAAACGAAUGACCGCCAUAGAGGAGCUGGCGGGCAUGGAUGUCCUUUGCAGUGACAAAACCGGAACUCUGACCUUGAACAAACUGAGUGUGGAUAAAAAUAUUAUCGAGUGCUUUGCCAAGGGCGUGGACCAGGACUUCAUUGUCUUAUCAGCGGCAAGAGCAGCCAGGACAGAAAAUCAAGAUGCCAUCGAUGCAGCCAUCGUUGGAAUGCUUUCUGAUCCCAAAGAGGCUCGUGCUGGUAUCCGAGAAGUUCAUUUCCUUCCCUUCAACCCCGUGGACAAGCGCACAGCCAUUACGUUCGUAGAUGAAGCUGGAAACUGGCACAGAGCUACCAAGGGAGCUCCCGAAGAGAUUCUUCACUUGGCAAAGAACAAAGACCAGAUUGCCAGCAGAGUGCAUUCAGUGAUCGAUAAGUUUGCCGAACGUGGGCUGCGAUCGCUCGCGGUCGCAAGGCAGGAAGUACCCGAAAAGUCCAAAGAUAGCCCAGGAGGUCCAUGGGAAUUCCUCGGCCUGUUACCUCUCUUCGAUCCACCUCGUCAUGACAGUGCGGAGACCAUCCGCAAGGCUUUGGAAUUGGGUGUGAACGUCAAAAUGAUCACAGGUGAUCAACUUGCGAUUGCCAAGGAGACUGGUCGUCGACUAGGAAUGGGAACGAACAUGUACCCUUCUGCGGCGCUUCUGGGGAAACACAAGGAUGAAUCCAUUGCAGGACUGCCCAUCGAUGAGCUCAUAGAAAAUGCUGAUGGGUUUGCAGGAGUUUUCCCAGAACAUAAAUAUGAAAUUGUCAAAAUCUUGCAAGAGAAGAAACACAUAUGUGGAAUGACUGGAGAUGGUGUGAAUGAUGCCCCCGCACUGAAGAAAGCCGACAUCGGUAUAGCAGUAUCUGAUGCUACGGACGCAGCCCGUGGUGCGUCAGAUAUUGUUCUUACGGAACCCGGUCUCAGUGUCAUCAUCAGUGCCGUUCUCACCAGUCGAGCAAUCUUCCAGAGGAUGAAGAAUUACACGAUUUAUGCCGUCUCAAUCACCAUCCGUAUAGUGCUGGGAUUCAUGUUGCUCACCUUGAUCUGGAAGUUCGACUUCUCGCCAUUCAUGGUUUUGAUCAUCGCCAUUCUCAACGAUGGAACAAUUAUGACCAUCUCCAAGGAUCGAGUGAAACCAUCUCCUCUUCCUGACAGCUGGAAACUGAAGGAAAUUUUCGCCCAAGGUGUCGUCAUCGGCAUAUACCUUGCAAUGAUGACAGUUCUGUUUUUCUGGGCGGCUAAUGAAACCCACUUCUUUGAGAAUGCGUUCGGCGUGCACUCGCUGCACAAAAAUCAUGCCGAGCUUACGGCGGCCGUUUAUCUUCAAGUCAGCAUCAUCAGUCAAGCUUUGAUCUUCGUCACUCGAUCUGUCGGCUGGUGUUUCACGGAGCGACCGGGAUCCCUCCUGAUGAGUGCCUUCGUCAUAGCGCAACUGGUUGCCACGUUUUUAUCCGUGUAUGCGAACUGGAGCUUUGCUCACAUCAAGGGUGUCGGCUGGGGAUGGGCCGGUGUCAUUUGGCUUUACUCCUUCAUCACUUUCAUUCCCCUUGACCCCAUCAAGUUCGCCAUCCGCUACAUUUUGAGUGGAAGAGCGUGGGAUCUCAUGUUGGAACGACGGACUGCAUUCACCACCAAGAAGGAUUUUGGAAAGGAUGAUCGACAAGCCCAAUGGGCGCACCAGCAGCGAACUCUUCACGGUUUGAGCACCGGUGACCAUAAGAAGGAACCUGAGAUGCCGGAGCUGGCAUUCGAAGCGAAGCGAAGAGCAGAAAUGGCAAGGCUGCGAGAGCUGAACACGUUGAAAGGACAUGUGGAAUCCGUCGUCAGAAUGAAAGGAAUCGACAUCGACACCAUUCAGCAGUCGUACACCGUGUGAGGCCUCGUGUGUUGAACAAGCAUCACCCACAAACACAGAAACCAAUUUUGAUUUAUCUCGUUUAGCAGACCACAGGUCUUUGAGGCUUAGAUGAGUCGAAUAAUGCGUUUGCAAGAACGUCAUGUUCUCAACUCAGAGCACCCUCCCUCCCUCCCUCCAUCUUUCCCUCCCUUUGUAGCUUGUUACAGAGACAGCAAAGUGGUGUUUCAAGCAGAAAAAAAUGCUGCAGUCUACUUUUUAGGUUGUGUUAGCAAGAGUCGCAUCAGAAGCCUAAACAUCAAGCUUAGAAGGAAAUAAUCACACUGCACGGGAGCGACAUGGACCCAAUAAACAGGGAUAGUAGCGUAGAAGGCUGAUUCCAUGAUUCCUCAUUCACGUUGCAAAUCAGAGGAAUCUGAAAGUCUGGAAGAGCUGCUGCCUGUACUAGAAUCAGUUUCUGGACAUAAUGCUCCAGGACCUGUGGUUGAGUUUUUAAUAAAGCUAUCUCGGCAGAGUGUGGUUGCU
This is a messenger RNA of Marchantia polymorpha subsp. ruderalis, 3465 nucleotides long. The record is from the annotation of a GenBank genome assembly. Lineage: Eukaryota; Viridiplantae; Streptophyta; Marchantiopsida; Marchantiales; Marchantiaceae.